Messenger RNA from Chlorella variabilis, 708 nucleotides. RefSeq lists its product as hypothetical. Gene Ontology annotation, cellular component: proteasome core complex; proteasome core complex, alpha-subunit complex. The transcript has 5 exons. Bases 1 to 708 code for a protein of 235 amino acids. NCBI's taxonomy places the organism in Eukaryota, Viridiplantae, Chlorophyta, Trebouxiophyceae, Chlorellales, Chlorellaceae. Gene Ontology annotation, biological process: ubiquitin-dependent protein catabolic process. The record is from RefSeq and is a predicted model, not a curated record.
AUGGGGGAGUCGGCGUAUUCCUUCAGCCUCACCACCUUCAGCCCCAGCGGUAAGCUGGUCCAGAUCGAGUAUGCGUUGGCGGCGGUGAACGCGGGCGCCACAAGCCUGGGCAUCCGCGCCACCGACGGCGUGGUGCUGGCCACCGAGAAGAAGCUGCCCAGCAUCCUGGUGGACGAGAGCACGGUGCAGAAGAUCAGCCUGCUGACGCCCAACGUGGGCAUGACUUACAGUGGCAUGGGCCCGGACUCGCGCGUGCUUGUGCGCAAGGCUCGCAAGUCGGGGCAGGUGUACUACCGGCAAUACCACGAGCAAAUACCCGUCGCGCAGCUGUGCAGAGAGACGGCAGCAGUGAUGCAAGAGUUCACACAGUCAGGCGGCGUGCGGCCGUUUGGCGUGUCACUGCUGAUGGCGGGGUAUGAUGACAAUGGGCCGCAGCUGUACCAGAUCGAUCCCUCCGGCUCCUACUUUGCGUGGAAGGCAUCAGCCAUUGGCAAGAACAUGGUGAAUGCCAAGACGUUCCUGGAGAAGCGGUACAGCGAGGACAUGGAGCUGGAGGAUGCCAUCCACACCGCGUUGCUGACGCUCAAGGAGGGGUUCGAGGGCGAGCUGUCUGGCGACAACAUUGAGGUGGCUGUGGUUGGCGAGGACCGCAAGUUCCGGGUGCUGACGCCGGCAGAGGUGCAGGACUACUUGCAAGAAGUGGAGUGA